AUGAUCAGAUUACUUCCAGUUUCAACCUUUUCUAAAUUGCUCAACCAUCGUGACCCUAUCUUCCUCCAUCUCAAAUGGUUCCCUUCGCGAGGGCUGUCCCAAUUCUCCCUCCAACCUUCUCCACCACAGUCUCACGCUUACGCAGCUAUGCUUCAACGUUGCAUCCAGAAUGGCGACCACCUUACCGGCCGAGCUCACCACUGUGCGAUUCUCAAGACGGGUAAUUGCUUAGAUUUGUUUGCUCACAACGUUCUGCUCAACCUCUACGUGAAUGGUAAGUCCUUGACUGAUGCCCGUAAGGUGUUCGACGAGAUGCCUGAGAGAAACACCAUUUCUUUUGUUACCUUGAUCCAGGGCUACGCCCAGUCUUCAGACUUCGUCCAAGCUCUCGACUUGUUCUCGAGGUUGCACAGAGAGGGGCAGGAGCUCAACCCUUUUGUUUUCACUUCGGCAUGUAAGUUGCUCGUGGCCAUGGAGUGGGCCGAGCUGACUCCCAGCAUUCAUUCUUCCAUUUGUAAGCUUGGUCAUGAGUCCAACGCCUUUGUUGGGACUGCUUUGGUUGAUUCGUACUCUGUUUCCGGGCUCGUAGACUGUGCAAGGCGAGCUUUUGAUGGGAUUCUUUGCAAAGAUAUGGUUUCGUGGACUGGGAUGGUGGCUUGCUAUGCGGAGAAUAGUUGCUUCCUAGAGUCUUUUCAAGUGUUCUCUGAUAUGAGGAGAAUUGGAUUCCGGCCUAAUCAUUUUACGCUUGCUGCUGUGCUCAAGGCCUGUGUUGGCCUAGAGGCUUUUGAUUUGGCCAAGGGUCUGCAUGGGUGUGCUUUAAAAACCGGUUAUGAGCCUAAUCUUUUUGUGGGGAUGGGGUUGCUCGAGUUUUAUGUAAAAUCUGGAGAUUCUGGUGAUGCUUCACGGAUUUUUCAGGAGAUGCCAAAAGAUGAUGUGGUUCCUUGGAGUUUCAUGAUUGCUCGGCAUGCUCAGAGCAACAUGGGCAAAGAGGCUGUGGAGCUAUUUGUCCAGAUGAGGCAAGGAAUGGUUACACCUAAUCAGUACACAUUUGCCAGCGUCCUGCAAGCUUGUGCAAGUAUAGAGGCUGUAGAUCUAGGGACACAGGUUCAUUGUCACGUGCUUAAGCUUGGUUUUCUUGAAGACAUUUUUAUCACAAAUGCUUUAAUGGAUGUUUAUGCCAAAUGCAGUCUGAUAGAAAACUCUCUUACGCUAUUUUUAGGAUCAUCAAUCACGAACGACGUCAGCUGGAAUACUAUGAUUGUUGGUUUUGUGCAUGCGGGUGAUUUCGAUUCAGCAUUGAGAUUCUUCAAGGAUACGCUUGAAUGCCAUAAUGUCCAGCCAACAGAAGUUACAUAUUCCAGCGCUCUUUGUGCUUGUGCUAGUCUAGCAGCUCUCGACCCAGGAACUCAGAUUCAUUGUUUGACAAUGAAAACUACAUAUGACAAGAACACCGUAGUUGGUAAUGCUUUGAUAGACAUGGUACUCUAUGCAUGGUCUCGGGGGGAAGCUCUGAAGGUUUUUGACAUUAUGCAAGAAACUGAUGUUAGGCCAAAUCAGAUGACCUUUGUUGGGGUGCUAUCUGCAUGUAGUAACGGUGGACUGCUCAGCAAAGGAGAAGCUUAUUUUAAAUCUAUGAUACACGACCAUGGUAUUGAGCCAUGCGUGGAACACUACUCUUGUAUGGUCUGGCUAUUAGGAAGGUUAGGUCAUCUCGAUCGAGCUCUGAAGCUGAUAAAAGAAAUGCCAUUUGAGCCCUCUCUUAUGGCAUGGCGUGCUUUACUUGGUGCUUGUGUCAUCCACAAUGAUGUUGAGAUAGGCAAACUCUGUGCAAAGCACAUCCUCGAGAUUGAUCCCCAAGAUGAGUCGACCCAUGUGUUGUUAUCCAACAUGUAUGCCAGAACCAGGAGGUGGGCAAAUGUCGCUACUGUUAGGAGAAGCAUGAAAACAAAAGGACUCAACAAAGAACCAGGUCUUAGCUGGAUUGAGAACCAGGGCACUGUUCACUAUUUCACUGUGGAUGACGCUUCACAUCCUGACAAGAAAAUGAUCUAUGGAAUGCUGGAGUGGCUGAACAUGAAAACUAGGCAAGAAAGCUACAGUCCUGACCGUAAUGCUGUGUUGCGGGACAUUGAAGAUGAUCAAAAAGAGCGCCACUUGUGGGUGCACAGUGAACGACUGGCUUUAGCUUUUGGUCUUAUCAAAACACCAUCGGGAAGCAGCCCUAUCCGGAUCAUAAAAAACCUUCGCAUCUGUGCUGACUGUCAUGCUGUCAUGAAAUUGAUAUCGAAGAUUGUGAAACGAGAUAUCAUCGUGAGGGAUAUGAAUCGGUUCCACCACUUUGAGAAUGGAAUUUGCUCUUGUGGCGACUACUGCGAAGUUACUGGUGAACAGGAUUACGGGCUGAUUGAGUUCAUUCCGUAUGAAAAGAUCGGUCUUAUUGAGGCUGACAGGUUGGGUGAAAGGAAUACAUCAAAUGGGGCAGCAGAUGAGCAGCAUGACGACGACGAGGAUGAGUUGCGGACUUUCAACUUUGAAAUCAUUGCUGCUGCUGCAACUAAUUAUUUCGCAACCGCAAACAAGAUUGGAGAAGGAGGUUUCGCACCUGUUUACAAGGCAAGCAAUGUCUUGCCUGAUGAUGACAUGAACCCAAAGAUAUCAGAUUUCGGGAUGGCUACGAUAUUGGGUCUCAGAAUCAGAAGCAAACACAGGGUUGGCUACAUGUCUCCGGAGUACGCACUGCAUGGUGUUGUCUCUACUAAAACCAAUGUGUUCAGCUUUGGCAUUUUGCUUCUGGAAAUUGUGAGUGGCAAGAAAAACAAUGGUUUCUAUGACCCUGACGAAAAACUGUCCACCCUCGCUGGAUAUGCGUGGCAGCUGUGGAAUGAAGGCCAGGGAGGCAGGGACUACAACUGUUGGACCGGACAGUAACAGAUUUCAACACACAAAAUGUACUGAGAUGCAUUCAGACAGGUCUGUUGUGCGUUCAAGAUCAGGCCACAGAUAGACCUGCCAUGUCUGAAGUUGUGGCCUUGCUGUCCAAUGAGACACGGGUACUGGCACACCCAAAGCAACCAUCGUUUUGUGCCGGUAAGUAGCAGAAGAGCUUGCCAAAGUGGAAAUCGAAGGUGAGAACUGUUUCAGAAACAAUAUGACCACCUCUGCAAGGAGGCAAGAUAAGUAGAUGGAUAGUGCCUUGUGGUCUAGUCCAUCAUGUUGUGCAUAUGUGAUACAUCGGGAGUUGAAACUGUAAAUGUCUCAG
Molecule: messenger RNA, 3259 nt
Organism: Linum tenue
Lineage: Eukaryota; Viridiplantae; Streptophyta; Magnoliopsida; Malpighiales; Linaceae
Source: the annotation of a GenBank genome assembly